Pieris napi is the source of this 825-nucleotide messenger RNA. Its product is annotated as cuticle protein 21-like. The transcript is spliced from 2 exons. Gene Ontology annotation, cellular component: extracellular matrix. The coding region runs from base 15 to 743 and encodes 242 amino acids. The record is from RefSeq and is a predicted model, not a curated record. Lineage: Eukaryota; Metazoa; Arthropoda; Insecta; Lepidoptera; Pieridae.
GUCUUUCUUUCAACAUGUUCUGCAAAGUUCUUGCUUUAAGCGCGGUGUUAGCAGUGACCAGCGCUGGUCUCCUGGCUACUCCCGCAGUUCACUACUCUCCAGCUUCCGCGGUCUCCUCACAGAGCAUCGUGCGCCAUGAGCAGCCAAUCGCCGUAGCCGCUCCCGUUGCAUACCAAUCUGCUCCAAUCGCAUACGCGUCUCCCGCUCGUUACUCCGCCGCUGUCUCUUCACAAAACAUCGUCCGCCACCAACAGCCUAUCGCCGUAGCCGCUCCUCUCUCUUACGCCUCACCUCUUUCCUACGCUGCUCCCGCUCGUUACUCAUCUGCCACUGCAGUCUCCUCCCAGAACAUCGUUCGUCACGGACAGGCCUAUGCUCCAGCCCGUCUGGCCUACCAAGCCGCGCCUGCACUCGUUGCACCAGUCGUCCACGCUGCUCCCCUUGUCCACGCUGCUCCAGCCCGUGCCAUCAACGCCCAACACGAGGAAUACGACGCACACCCCAGCUACGACUUCGCCUACUCCGUAGCCGACGGUCACACCGGUGACAACAAAUCCCAGCACGAGAGCCGCGACGGAGAUGUUGUACGUGGUGAAUACUCCCUGGUUGAAGCUGAUGGCUCAAUCCGUCGCGUAGAGUACUCCGCUGAUGACCACAAUGGCUUCAACGCUGUUGUCAGCAAUUCUGCACCCGCUCACGCCGCCCCUGCCUACGCACCGGCUGCCGUUCUUGCUCACCACUAAACAUCAGCAAAACAAUCUAAGAAUGAUAUCAUAGAUAUUAAGUUAUUUAUUGUAAAUAAACACACUAGUUAAUCAAAGUAAA